AUGCAUCGCAGUAGCAUACGGAACCAUAUUGGAACAGCUGCUGGGAACUGGUUACUGUUGUUAAGUAAAUAUUAAUUAAACUGCGUUUGGAUCGGGAUUUAUAUUAAUUUAUUUUUUUCUUGUACUUGGAUAUUAGAGAACAGCAAGCAAGAUGCCGCGGAUUAUGAUUAAAGGUGGUGUCUGGAGAAACACAGAGGAUGAAAUCCUUAAAGCAGCUGUAAUGAAAUAUGGCAAAAACCAGUGGUCUCGAAUUGCUUCCUUGCUGCAUCGUAAAUCUGCCAAACAGUGCAAAGCAAGAUGGUAUGAAUGGCUGGAUCCAAGCAUUAAAAAAACAGAAUGGUCCCGUGAAGAGGAGGAGAAGUUGCUUCAUCUUGCCAAGUUAAUGCCAACACAGUGGAGAACUAUUGCACCAAUUAUUGGGAGAACAGCUGCCCAGUGUUUGGAACAUUAUGAAUUCUUGCUAGACAAAGCUGCCCAGAGAGACAAUGAAGAAGAAAGUGCAGAUGAUCCACGGAAACUCAAGCCUGGAGAAAUUGACCCAAACCCAGAAACAAAGCCUGCCAGACCAGAUCCAGUUGAUAUGGAUGAAGAUGAACUUGAGAUGCUUUCUGAAGCAAGGGCACGUCUGGCCAAUACUCAGGGUAAAAAAGCCAAGAGAAAAGCAAGAGAAAAACAGUUAGAAGAAGCUAGACGCCUUGCCGCACUUCAGAAAAGGAGGGAACUUCGAGCUGCUGGUAUAGAAAUACAGAAAAAAAGGAAAAAGAAAAGGGGAGUGGAUUACAAUGCAGAAAUUCCUUUUGAAAAGAAACCUGCUCCUGGUUUCUAUGAUACUGCUGAUGAGAACUAUCAAGGCUUGGAUCCAGAUUUCAAGAGGCUUCGUCAGCAGCACCUUGAUGGAGAGUUGAGAUCGGAGAAAGAAGAAAGAGAUCAGAAGAAGGAUAAACAGAAUCUUAAGAGAAAGAAAGAAUCUGAUUUACCAUCCGCUAUUCUUCAGACCAGUGGAGUGUCAGAAUUCACAAAAAAGAGGAGCAAGCUAGUGCUUCCUGCACCACAAAUUUCAGAUGCCGAGCUUGAAGAAGUAGUUAAGAUUGGCCAUGCAAGUGAGCUUGCACGUCAGACUGCAGAGGAAUCUGGUAUUAUGAAUUCUGCUUCAAGUGCACUUCUGUCUGAGUAUAAUGUAACAAAUAACAGCAUUGGCCUUAGGACUCCUAAAACACCUGCAUCCCAAGAUAGAAUUUUACAGGAAGCGCAGAACUUGAUGGCACUAACAAAUGUUGACACACCUCUGAAAGGUGGCCUGAAUACACCGCUUCAUGAAAGUGAUUUCUCAGGAGUAACACCACAAAGACAGAUUGUACAGACUCCUAACACAGUGCUUGCUACACCAUUCAGAACUCCAACACAUGGAACAGAUGGCCUCACUCCUCAUGGUGGGCUGACGCCUAAACCAGCUGUCACUGUGACCCCUGGUCGAACUCCAUUACGAGAUAAGUUGAACAUCAACACUGAAGGUGUAAUGGUGGAUUUUACUGACCCUUCCUAUAUGAAACAACUUGAAAGAGAGAAUCGUGAGCAUUUACGACAAGGUCUGAUGAAUCUUCCAGUUCCCAAAAAUGAUUUUGAGAUUGUACUACCUGAGAAUGCAGAGAAAGAACUUGAAGAACAAGAGACGGAAGAAGGUUUUGUGGAAGAUGCUGCUGAUGUGGAUUCUCAUAAGCAGGCAAUUCGGGAUGCAGAACGUGAAAAAGAAAUGAAGCAAAGACAUACUGCUAUACAGAAAGAUUUGCCAAGACCAACAGAUGUAAAUGAUACUGUACUAAGGCCUUUGAAUAUGGAACCUCCACUAACUGACCUGCAAAGGAGUGAAGAGAUAAUUAAGAGAGAGAUGAUUGUAAUGUUACAUUAUGAUAUCCUGCAUCACCCAUACACUGAACCAUCUGACGACAUGAAGGGGAAAGGAUCAGGCUUGGUACCAAACAGUGCAGAACAUGUUGCAUUCUUGGAGCAGAACCCAUAUCAGAUAGUCUCAGAAGAAGACCUAACGAGGGCAGAUGCUUUACUAGCACAGGAGAUGGAGGUGGUAAAACAAGGUAUGGGGCAUGGCGAACUGUCCAUAGAAGCCUAUAACCAGGUGUGGGAAGAAUGCUACAGCCAAGUUUUAUAUCUACCUGGACAGAAUCGAUAUACUCGAGCAAACCUUGCCAGCAAGAAAGAUAGGAUUGAGUCACUGGAAAAGAGACUGGAGGUUAACAGAGGCCACAUGACAACAGAAGCUAAAAGAGCAGCAAGGAUGGAGAAAAGGCUUAAGAUUUUACUGGGUGGUUACCAGUCACGAGCAAUGGGACUCAUCAAACAGCUUAAUGAUUUAUGGGAUCAGAUUGAACAGGCUCAUCUUGAACUCCGAACAUUUGAUGAACUAAAGAAGCAUGAAGACGUUGCUAUUCCAAGGAGACAAGAGUCUCUGAGAGAAGAUGUUCAGCGUCAACAGGAGAGAGAGAAGGAGCUCCAGCAAAGAUUUGCAGACCUUGUACUUGAGAAAGAGACUUUUCAAACAAAAUUCAUGAGCUGAUUCAGUGAAAAACUUUGGACAGAGUAAUACACUGAAUAUAGUGGAAAGAUGCAUCUUUGCCCUUGAGAUGCAGCACUUUUGAACUGUUCGGGCAAAAUAUUGUUUUAACCAUGGAGCAAGUUUUCAUUUUUUGACGUAGCGAUACAGAUCUUUGGAACUGUUCUCCUCAAGACUGUUUCCCAGCAGGACUGACAGUAUAUUAAUGUAGGUGAAAAAAGUACAAAGCAUUCCACAGGCUUUCAUCAAAAAAUGAUUAACCUGGUACACAAUGUGGACUUUUUUCUUUGGACCUUUUUUAAAUACAAUACAUAAAAUACAGACAUUGCACAGGUUUUGCUCUUCAUCUGUAUAGAUAUGUUUUGCUUGAAUCUGAAGUGUCAAAAGUGAUGGAUUGUGCUGUGUUAAAGUUCUGUAUUAUUUUAAUAAACCCAUAUAUCCAUAUA
Messenger RNA from Protopterus annectens (West African lungfish), 3012 nucleotides. It is a transcript of the gene CDC5L, whose product is annotated as cell division cycle 5 like. The record is from RefSeq and is a predicted model, not a curated record. Lineage: Eukaryota; Metazoa; Chordata; Ceratodontiformes; Protopteridae. Gene Ontology annotation, biological process: mRNA splicing, via spliceosome; regulation of transcription by RNA polymerase II. The transcript has 16 exons. Gene Ontology annotation, cellular component: spliceosomal complex; Prp19 complex. Gene Ontology annotation, molecular function: RNA polymerase II transcription regulatory region sequence-specific DNA binding; DNA-binding transcription factor activity, RNA polymerase II-specific. The coding region runs from base 152 to 2569 and encodes 805 amino acids.